Molecule: messenger RNA, 1059 nt
Organism: Gadus chalcogrammus (walleye pollock)
Lineage: Eukaryota; Metazoa; Chordata; Actinopteri; Gadiformes; Gadidae
Product: neurogenic differentiation factor 6-B-like
Exons: 1
Coding region: 1-1059 (352 amino acids)
Molecular function (GO): protein dimerization activity
Source: RefSeq, a predicted model, not a curated record
AUGUUGACAUUGCCCAUUGAUGAACCAGCUAUGAUGUGUGAGCCACGGUUCGGUGCGAAUUACCCCCGCGAGACAUUACCUGAGGACCUGGCGCGGGAUAUCGGCCGGCGGGACAGCAUGCACGAGGAUAUGUCCAACUCGGACAUGCGUGAGGAUGAUCUGCUGGAGGACGAGGACCUCUCUCUCGGAGAGGAGGACGAGGACGAAAGGGAGGAGGACGAGCCCGACGCCAACGGGAUAGCCAAGACGCGGGGGGCCCGGAGGAAGAAGCCGUCCAAGGGGCGCCACGAGCGGGUCAAAGUUCGACGGCAGGAGGCGAACGCGCGGGAGCGGAGCCGCAUGCACGGCCUGAACGCGGCGCUGGAGAGCCUGCGUAAAGUGGUGCCGUGCUACUCCAAAACCCAGAAACUCUCCAAGAUCGAGACGCUCAGGCUGGCUAAGAACUACAUCUGGGCUCUGUCCGAGACUCUGAGCGCGGGAAAGAGGCCGGACCUGCUCGCCUUCGUGCAGACCCUGUGCAAGGGCUUGUCCCAGCCCACCACCAACUUAGUCGCAGGGUGUUUACAGCUGAACGCCAGAAACUUCCUCACCGACCACAACGGGGACGUCAUGUUCUCCGCAAGGCCCCCCCCUUACGACUCCAUGUACCCCUACCCCGGCUCCGAGGCGAGCGCCCCGCCAGGCCACAGCAGCAGCGGCGGCGGUACCGCGGACAGCGCCAAGCCCUUCCGCCACUACAACUACGGUGGUGCCGCGUACGACGCCGGCUACUACGAGAACGCGUCCCCGGAGGGCGGGAGUCCCCACCUGGACGGGCCGCUCAGCCCGCCGAUGAACUUCAACGGGAUCUUCUCGCUGAAACACCACGACGACGCGUCCGAAUACAGCAAGAGCAGUCCUUACGGGAUGCGCUACUGCGGUGCGCCAGGCCGCGCUGCGCUCGGGCAGAACUCCAUGUAUCGAGGGGGGGGGCCCGAGGCCCGGUUCCCCUACGACCUGCACCUCCGCGGCCAGCCCUACCAGCCGCAGGCCGAGAUGCACGGCGCUUUCCACAAUUGA